Molecule: messenger RNA, 1668 nt
Organism: Striga asiatica
Lineage: Eukaryota; Viridiplantae; Streptophyta; Magnoliopsida; Lamiales; Orobanchaceae
Source: the annotation of a GenBank genome assembly
CUAGACAUCAAGGACUAAGCGGGAUUUUAAACCCAAUACAUAUUUCAGGCCCCAUUUCAAAACUCUCACGAUUACAUUUCACAACGGCGUCGUAUCAAUGUUACUCCCAAAUGGAUUCCCUCUCUGAAACAACCCGGCCACCUUCAGCGGCGGCGAGGCCGUGCCCGCCGGAGACCUCGUCGGAAAAUCAAUGGGGAGAGAAAGUGUCUUCAGCGGUAAUGUCCGCUUACAAGUCCCUUCCCAAGAAAGGGAAGCCUCAAGGCCGCGAAGUCACUGUUUUAGCUGCUUUUCUCGUCUCAAACCAUUCCCAGGAUUUGCAAGUGGUAGCUCUGGGAACCGGCACGAAAUGCAUAGGGCGUUCGCGUCGGAGCUCCGGCGGCGACGUGGUGAACGAUUCUCAUGCGGAGGUCAUCGCGAGAAGAUCCCUUCUCAGGUACUUUUACACAGAGAUUGAGUGUAUAAUGAAACGGUAUACAACGAGUAGUCAUACUAAUGGAAGCUUGGUGGACAUGAAUAGCUGCAUUUUCCAUUUGACCUCUGAUAAACUAGGCCAAGGGAAAUUCAAGUUGUUACCUGGAUUGCAGUUGCAUUUGUACGUAUCCCAAUUGCCGUGCGGAGAUGCAUCACUAAGUUCUCAGCUUUUCACACCUUUAAUCACUGAUUCGCUCGAAAAUUGGAAUUUAGAACAUGUCUAUUUGGAACAUUCUGCAGCCCCGAACGGUACAGUUCACAGGAAGCCCGGCCGAGGAGAUACAACUUUGUCCGUAAGCUGCUCUGAUAAAAUUGCUCGUUGGAAUGCUGUUGGAGUUCAAGGGUCUCUACUUUCUUUCUUUCUGGAGCCAGUAUAUAUCUCCUCUAUAACUGUGGGUCAGUCGCAUUCCAAUCCUGCAAAUGUUGUGGUCGAUCGACUUAGAAGAUCUCUACACGAGCGGAUUGUACCUUUGUCUGACAAACUGACAGAACCCUUUCAUGUGAAUAAGCCAUUACUUUGGGCAGCUCCAGUGCCACCUGAGGAAUUUCAGCAUUCAGAAACUGCUCUUGAAACCUUAACUUGCGGGUAUUCAAUAUGCUGGAAUAGACACGGGUUGCAUGAGGUUGUGCUUGGAACAACUGGUAGAAAGCAAGGAACCUCUGCAAAAGGUGCAAUGUCUCCAUCUACAGAGUCAUCUUUAUGCAAGAAGCGCUUGUUGGAGUCUUUUAUGUCGCUCAAGCAAAAUUGUCCACUGGAAUGCUGCGUCAGUGAGAUCACAUACCGUGAACUUAAGGGAAGGGUCGAAGGGUACUCUAUAGCUUCAAAGGCCUUUAAGGAAAGCCCACAUUUUAGAAACUGGCUUUUGAAGCCUCAAAAUAACGAGUACUUUUCUUACAAGAUACAUUAGAGCGAGUCAUGUGAUGUGAGCGUCUCGACUAAGAUUAUUGACUUCUUGCCAUUGCCACAACUGGAACAGCACUUUGCAUAUGACUUUGAGAUGGAACAAUGCUUUUCGACCUCAGAAUUUAGCCCUAAUUCACAUGUUCAGAGCUCUCAAGUAUCACACACUCCCACUUGCUUCACUGUCACUUGAUUUUCCAUGUUUUGAGGAAUUUCUUAGGAAAUCUAUGUUGUUUUUCGUUCUUCAAUUAUUGAUUCCCAAUUUUUUUAAUUUAUUUAUUAUUUUCAGAUUGUGG